ACAAAAUCCCUCCAAUUCUCAUCGCCAGCACCGUCGAUUUGCUAUAGGGUUUGAGUUUGUCUCUUUUGGUAAUAUAACGAUGUCGCUGAGGCCGAACGAGAGGGCCGAGGUUCGGCGGAACCGGUACAAGGUCGCCGUGGAUGCCGAUGAAGGUCGGAGAAGAAGGGAGGACAAUAUGGUUGAGAUUCGGAAGAAUCGCAGAGAGGAGAGCCUGCAGAAGAAGAGGCGUGAAGGUCUUCAAGCCCAGCAACUGCAAACUUCCGCUCACUCUUCGGUGAUGGAAAAGAAGUUGGAACAUCUACCAUCCAUGGUUGCGGGUGUUUGGUCUGAUGAGGGUAAUAUGCAACUUGAAGCGACCACUCAAUUUAGGAAACUGCUUUCAAUUGAGCGUAGUCCCCCGAUUGAAGAAGUUAUACAGUCGGGAGUUGUUCCUCGCUUUGUAGAAUUUCUCAUGAGAGAGGACUUUCCACAGCUUCAGUUUGAAGCUGCUUGGGCUCUUACAAAUAUCGCUUCAGGAACAUCAGAAAACACUAAGGUCGUCAUUGAUCAUGGUGCUGUGCCAAUUUUUGUGAAACUUCUUGGUUCUCCAAGUGAUGAUGUCCGGGAGCAGGCUGUUUGGGCAUUAGGAAACGUUGCUGGGGAUUCUUCAAGAUGUCGUGAUCUGGUUCUUGGUCAUGGAGCAUUGCUUCCUUUACUAGCACAGUUGAAUGAGCAAGCUAAGCUUUCUAUGCUGAGAAAUGCUACCUGGACGUUAUCAAAUUUCUGCAGGGGCAAGCCGCAACCCGCUUUUGAUCUGGUUAAGCCAGCACUUCCAGCUCUUGCACGUCUUAUACAUUCAAAUGAUGAAGAAGUUUUGACUGAUGCUUGUUGGGCACUCUCAUACCUCUCUGAUGGUACGAACGACAAAAUUCAAGCUGUUAUCGAAGCAGGUGUAUGCCCUCGGCUCGUUGAGCUCUUAAUGCAUCCAGCUCCUUCAGUCCUCAUUCCUGCCCUUCGAACUGUUGGAAACAUUGUUACGGGCGACGACUUGCAAACUCAGGUUAUAAUCCAUCAUAAUGCCUUACCUUGCCUGCUAAAUUUACUGACUAAUAAUCAUAAGAAGAGCAUCAAGAAAGAGGCUUGCUGGACUGUAUCAAAUAUAACGGCCGGGAACAAGGCACAGAUUGAGGCCGUAAUAAAUGCCAAUAUAAUUGCUCCCCUUGUUCAUCUGCUUCAAAAUGCCGAAUUUGAUAUUAAGAAAGAGGCUGCAUGGGCAAUCUCAAAUGCCACAUCUGGAGGUUCUCAUGAACAGAUCAAGUACCUAGUUAGUCAAGGGUGUAUUAAACCCCUGUGUGAUCUUCUAAUUUGCCCUGAUCCUAGGAUCGUCACGGUUUGUUUAGAAGGACUUGAAAAUAUCUUGAAGGUAGGAGAAGCUGAAAAGAACACGGGCGAUACAGGAGGCGUAAAUGUCUAUGCACAAUUGAUUGAUGAUGCUGAGGGGCUAGAGAAAAUUGAGAAUCUACAGAGUCAUGACAACACUGAAAUUUAUGAGAAGGCAGUAAAGAUCCUUGAGACCUACUGGUUGGAAGAAGAAGAUGAGACUAUGCCACCAGGUACUGCUUCAGAAGCUGGAUUCAGCUUCGGUGGCGAUCGGCCUGUUGUACCAUCUGGGGGAUUCAACUUCGGCUAAGAAGGUUUCCCUGGGGGUUAUUUUGAUGGCAUCUCCAGUCACAUCGGGUCGAGUCAGGUCAGGUCAGGUCAGGCGUCUUAUGUUGUUGUUUGGCUAUGCUUAUCCUAGUCUCAGUUGUUAAUUAGAGUGUAGCUGGACUGGCUCAGAUGUCUUUUUUUUACAUGAGACGGUGGAAUAUAUAUUAUUGGCAAUAUAGUUUCCACAGGUCUGAGAAAUCGAAUCGAUUUCGUUUGGCAAACUGUGAUUUGUUAUUGUUUUUUUUCAUAGUAGUUGUCAACUUCCUGUCAUAAACAUGGAGUCUAAGCAUUGUUUUUCUUUACAUUACCACUCUCUUAUCAUUUUUUUG
This is a messenger RNA of Cucurbita pepo subsp. pepo (vegetable marrow), 2015 nucleotides long. NCBI's taxonomy places the organism in Eukaryota, Viridiplantae, Streptophyta, Magnoliopsida, Cucurbitales, Cucurbitaceae. The record is from RefSeq and is a predicted model, not a curated record.